Vittaforma corneae ATCC 50505 is the source of this 585-nucleotide messenger RNA. RefSeq lists its product as uncharacterized. The coding region runs from base 1 to 585 and encodes 194 amino acids. Gene Ontology annotation, cellular component: endoplasmic reticulum; endoplasmic reticulum membrane. The record is from RefSeq and is a predicted model, not a curated record. Lineage: Eukaryota; Fungi; Microsporidia; Nosematidae. Gene Ontology annotation, biological process: post-translational protein targeting to membrane, translocation. The transcript has a single exon.
AUGGCUAUAAACACUGAGAAAAUUUUAAGAGGAAUCGACACAGAAGAGAAGAUAUUCAGAAACAUGAAGAGAGUGAAUGUUAUAAAAGCAGUGGAUUGUGUUGUGACACUUUCAAAGUGUGGAAUGGACACACAAACAAUAAAGUCUGAAAUUCAGAAACUUUUAGAAGCUUACAAGAUUGUUAGAGUACGCCUCAAUGAAAAAAACCCGAACUUGGUAGACCUUGCCAUAAGCAAAACAGUGAAUGCAUCCGACUACUACAUGUGGACAGAAGAGCGGUAUGACUAUAGGGCUUUGGCCAUAAGUAUGCUGUGUGUUGCUGUUGUUCUUGGCUUGGUAAUGUACAGAAUAUGGCCCCCAUGGCUUAGAGUAAUUGGAAAAUAUGUGCAGUACGUCAUUCUAGGUCUUUUAAUACUGCUUCUUUUUAUAGCCUUUGUUCGAUUGGUCGUAUUUGCCAUCACAUAUCUCAUAUAUUCCUCUGGGCUUUGGCUCCUGCCUAACCUCUUUGCCGAAUGCGGGUUCUUUGAGAGUUUUGUGCCAUUGCACUCGUGGGGAGAUGAAGACGUAUCCCACAAGAAAGAAUAG